Homalodisca vitripennis (glassy-winged sharpshooter) is the source of this 1162-nucleotide messenger RNA. RefSeq lists its product as uncharacterized. The record is from RefSeq and is a predicted model, not a curated record. The coding region runs from base 116 to 1162 and encodes 348 amino acids. NCBI's taxonomy places the organism in Eukaryota, Metazoa, Arthropoda, Insecta, Hemiptera, Cicadellidae. The transcript is spliced from 2 exons.
GGCGACUUAGGCAAAUAUAAAUUAUCAGACAUAAAUUAAUGCAGUUGAAUUUAAAUGAAAAUUUAUCUUAGUAAGUUCAUUAGUGUAAAUUUAAUUGAAUGAAACCAAAUUCAACAUGGAGUUGGCAAAGGAGAGAUUGCUGCCGCAAGGAUACUACGGAGGGUUGCCAGAGGAAGUUGAUACGUCGCCUUUCAAAUCAACUCUGAAACUGCUCUAUGCCGACAAAAGCUACAAGAAAGCUAAGGAGGGGUUUAUCACCAGGCAGAUUGACAACAGGAAGGACGUUAUAUUCGAGAAGAACAAUUGGGAGGAUGUGAAAUCGUGUAAAUUGUCCCUCCAAAAACGAGUGAAAAGGGCCAACAGGGCCAUAAAGGAUAGCAAAGUAUCUCUGUCCCGCUUUCACGGGAAAAUUAAAGACCACGUAGUUCUCCAAUUUGAACUGGCUUCUGAAAUACAAAAGGUCGCCAAAGAGAAGCAGAGAAGCAGCAGACUGAGAAACGAAAUCGACUCACACAUCAAAGAACACGCAGAAAAGUUCUCGAUCUUCUUGGACAAUGUGGUAGAAAUCUCUCCGGACAUCAACAACGUGCAAGGCGUCCUGGAAAGUUACCGAACUUUGGAGCACUGCAGAAGCGAGUGCAAAAGAUUGCUGACCGACGAGAUGAAAGGGAUGCUGGAAAUGAAGAGAGAGCUGAACUGUAUCCUCGAGGAAAAAGUUGGCUAUUUCAAGAAACUCAAAAAUUCCUUAGCGAUGCUGACAGUUCGCAAGAAGAAAGCAAAUGACCACUUCAACUACUGGGAUCGCACUCUUAAGAGGUUGGGUUCUUACAUACAAGCGAGUAAAGAGCAGUCCUUCGUUUUAAAACACGGAUGUUACGAUCUCUACCAGACGAUGUGCCGAAGAAGGGAAAUAACGCCGUCCAUAAAGAAAGAUAACAUUGAGGAUCAACUCAAAUUCAUAAGGGAAACCAUUGCACUGUAUAAAGAUGUGCUCCGUGUCGCGAUUACUGUCAAGAAUAAUCAGGCAGCUACGCAGCUUUUAAAAUCCAGGGGACAGUACAGUAGAAAACUAACCCUUAUUUCUGGUAUUUUGGAUGGAAAAACAAAUAAAAGCAUGUUAUUUGGUUAUGUAUUCUACUAUACUUCUGAUACCCUUUCGUAA